UGUAAGAAAUUCACCUCCCCUCCCUCAACAUCCUGGCAGCUGGGCAAUAAUAACGUGUUGCUUUGUCGAGCCCGAGCUAUGCAUCUCUAUUCGAUUCUAUUCGAUUACAGAUUGCGAUCACUGCCGCAUAUUACUCGAGAAUGAAAAAGGACAGAAUCUCGAAGAAGCAAAACAUUUCUUCGAUCGAGGAGAUUUCAAAAUUGAUAAAUUUUCAAAAGCUCAGACAAAUAAACAAACUUCUGCAUGGCAAAUCUGCUGGGUUUCCGGCACAAAAAUUUCAACACAGACAAGGUGUAUUUACAGAAAGUGUAAAAGUAGACGAUUUCAAGUAUUUAAAAAAGAUACGGCUCUAUUAAGGUGUAACGAGGGCACGUUUCGCGUGCGGAAGAUAUAUGGAGAUGGCAAUUGCAUGUUUAGAGCGAUCAGCUACAUUUUGUGGCGAAACGAGGAAGAGCAUCAAUCGCUCAGAGCUAUGGUUGUGCAGUACAUUAAGGACAAUUGGCGCGAGUACGGUCCGUUCGUGAUAGCUGAAUGGAACAUUUCGGAUUGCCAAGAGUAUCACGAUUAUAUGAGCCUAGUGGGUACAUUCGCCAGCGAGCUGGAAUGCACGGUAGCCACGAAACUCCAUCGCAUGAAUCUUUCGAUCUAUCGCGAACUUCCUGGCAGAUACGAGCUUAAGUUGGUCUUCCAUAACCGCGUGAACAUCAACUACGAAACCGCGAGGCUCCUAUUCACCGGAUGUUCCGAAAAUGGUCAUUACGAUGUCUUGUUACCCGAUUCAAUGUCAAGCUUUUUUAUGGGUCAAUAA
Molecule: messenger RNA, 808 nt
Organism: Cyphomyrmex costatus
Lineage: Eukaryota; Metazoa; Arthropoda; Insecta; Hymenoptera; Formicidae
Exons: 4
Coding region: 410-808 (132 amino acids)
Source: RefSeq, a predicted model, not a curated record